Molecule: messenger RNA, 1686 nt
Organism: Cladocopium goreaui
Lineage: Eukaryota; Dinophyceae; Suessiales; Symbiodiniaceae
Source: the annotation of a GenBank genome assembly
AUGGCAAACAGCCAAGACCGAACGGUGUCUCUUCGGAGUGACCAAUGGUCAUGCAGUGAGUUGGCCAAAGGGGCUAGUCUGUGUGCCUCGAUGGCUGGUCUUGGCUUGAAAGUGGAUCCCACCAAGCUUUCCAAAGAUGAUUUGAAGCUAGCCAUCAAGGAUCGACUUGUUGAUGCUGAUGCACCAAAUCUGAAGUUCUUGAAGCCGAAAGACGAAGUGACGUCUGAUGAGACCCCCAUCCAUGAGGCAGCCACCUUACCGGCAGGGACAUCGCCUACUGAAACUUCUAUGGGAUCAUCGGAAAGACCUUCAAAACGAGACACUCCGGAUACCCUGGAGAUGUUGUCACCAGAAAAGAAAAGUUUGAAGGGAUCUGGGGAUAGCGUUGAUGGUCAAAGUCAGAGUGAUGAUCAUGGUAAACGCCCUGCACCAACAUCGGAAGAGAAGCUGUCCCCUGAGAAAAAAACGUUGAAGGUUGGUCUUCAAAAUGAUUCCCAAGAUGAACCGGUGGUCCCCCGUUCCCUUUUUGUCGAGUCACCAGCAAAGCUUCAGAACCCUGAGAAGUCCAAGAGCUUACCUGAGCCGAAGGUGGAUGAGCCGAAACCCGUGGACAAAACCCCUGAGCAGCUGAUGCUGGCUCAGGCCUUGGAACAAAUUCAGGCACUUUCAAACAAGGUGCUGGAGCUUGAGAGCGAGAAGAACAAGUCACUGAAGGUUCAAGGAGUACCAGUCGCAACCCCCCAAAACAAGAAACCUCUUAGCUCCACCCCAUCAUCGGAGGAAGGGUCGAAAUUUACUAGCCCUGGUCCCACGCCUGUUGGUUCUGAUGAUGAUAGCAAAGAUGAUGGGAAGGAAAAGAGUGAUGGGGAGAAGUCUCAGGAGCUCAUGAUUUUUCCCAAUGGCUCCAGAGUCAUUAGUCAUGACGCGCUCAGGAUGAGGCUUCGUCGCCUAGUUGAAAUAAAGCCUAAAACCAAAAAAUGCCACGUGGAUGAGGCGACACGGGAGCAAUACAGCAAAGGAGGAGAAGAUCGCGAGUGGCUUGAAAUAGCUUUGAUGGAAGCUAUUCAGAAAGUUGGGGUUGAGAACCGAAAGCACAAAGCUCUGCGGGACCAGAAGGUGGAGGCAAUCAAGGUGGACAACUUCAAGGCGAUCACUGAGGAGGGCAUGACCCCCGUGCUACCGGAAGUGGUUCAGUUCAUGGACAAGGUCCAUGGCAAAAUGAUGCUUGUGCAAACCAAUUUGGGUAAGUUGGAGAUCGAGGGUGAUGGGGCAGCCAACCCAGCCACAAAAGAGCUGAUGAAAGAUUGGGACAGCGUGAGGUUGAACUUUAAGCAGGUCUUCCAAAGCCUCGCUGAAAUCAAGGCUGACAUGACCAUCGGGGAUUCGGAUGCCGCUGAGAGUGAGCAGUUCACUUGGCUGCAUCUUUAUUUGACUUGGAUCGCAAUUUACCUGGGCUUUCGCAUUGCAAAUCUCAACAGGAUCCAAGAAAAAAUCCAUAGGUUUUGUUAUAUUUGGGCUCAAAGGGCCAAGCUUACUCAAAGAGCCAAACCUCCCAAAUCUUCCGGGCUGUGUGGCAGAGGGAAUCCCACAGUAAAGACCCCACGAAUUCCUUUUUCUAAAACGUUACUUAUGCUUGAUUUAUCAUGCUGCCAAGACUUCUGGCUAAGACCAUUCCAACUGAUUUGA